Lolium perenne is the source of this 852-nucleotide messenger RNA. The record is from RefSeq and is a predicted model, not a curated record. NCBI's taxonomy places the organism in Eukaryota, Viridiplantae, Streptophyta, Magnoliopsida, Poales, Poaceae.
AUGGCAGCGGCACGGCAGCGACAGGGCAGCGGCACGGCAGGGGCACGGCAGGGCAGCGGCACGGCGCACGGGCAGGAGCAGCGGCAGCGGGCAGGGCACGGCAGGGCAGCUGCACGGCUCACGCGGCAGGGCAGCGGCACGGCAGCGGCAGGGGCAGCGGGCACGGCAGCGCAGCGAGGGCAGGGCACGGGCGAGGAGCACGGCAGCGGCAGGGGCAGGGGCAUGGGCGUGGGCGUCUGCGGCAUUUCGUCGAACACCCUAAGGGUGGUGUCGACGAGCCGCAGAGUGCGGCUUGGCGUCGUCGGCGUGGGCGUCUGCGAGCGUCGGGGAACGACGGGCGUGGUGAGGCGACGUCGGGGCACGGCGGGGCGUGGUGAGGCGAAGUCGGCGGCGCCGACGCCGGACAGAUGCGAGCGCGCGUGCGAGCGGGGGAGGGAAGAAGGCCGGGGAGGAGCGGCGGACUUACCCUGCGGGGCGCGGCGACGGCGACCGCGUGGCUGCGGACGGCGCGGCGUGGCUCGGAUGGCGGCGCGGCGUGGCUCCGAUGGCGGCGCGGCGUGGGUGCGGACGGCGGUGCGGCGUGGGUGCGAACGGCGGCACGGGUCUCUGCGCGUCUGCGUGUGUGAGAAUGGAGAAGACGAUGGCCGCGCGGCUAAGUGUAAAACACAGGGAAACCCCUUUGGUACCGGGAGAGUGGCGGAUGAAGUAGGGUUCCCCGGACCAUCCCUACGGGCGUCGAUUCAGCUCUGCCACCCCAGCCCUUUCUCCCAGCCGCGUCGACAUGGCUUCCAGCCAGAAUCAACCACACCGACAACAGCUACCAGUUGCACCGCCAUGGCUGCCCCGCCGUAA